Bombus pascuorum is the source of this 1953-nucleotide messenger RNA. RefSeq lists its product as uncharacterized. Gene Ontology annotation, molecular function: nucleic acid binding. The record is from RefSeq and is a predicted model, not a curated record. Lineage: Eukaryota; Metazoa; Arthropoda; Insecta; Hymenoptera; Apidae. The transcript has 3 exons. Bases 1 to 1953 code for a protein of 650 amino acids.
AUGUAUCGACAAUUUCUCCUAUGUUCGGAAGAUCUGAAGUAUCAGAGAAUUUUGUGGCGCAAUUCAAACAGUGAGGUCGAAACUCACCAAAUCAACACCGUUACGUUCGGGCUGUCAGCUGCACCCUACCUGGCUAUCCGAUGUCUCAAACAAUUGGCAGAAGACGAAGGACAUCGAUUUCCGCGAGCUUCGUCAGUCUUGCAGCGGGAUUUCUACGUCGACGACGCACUUACCGGGGCUGACACGAUAUGCGAAGAAGCGCUGUCAAUCCGAACAGAACUCACCGAACUUUUCCAACUGGCCGGUCUAAAAAUAAGAAAAUGGGCAUACAACAACCAGGAACUACUCAACGGACUAUCGGACCACGAUAUAAACCAGAAUCUACAACCAGAGUCUCAACCUUUAAAAACACUUGGGAUUUUUUGGAGGUCCUCCGAUGAUUCAAUCCUUUACUCGGUCGAAGCCAUGGCUAAUAUUCCUCGCGUUACAAAACGAUCAAUUAGCUCCGUAAUUGCUAGAAUCUAUGAUCCUUUAGGACUACUCGCGCCAGUGAUCGUUCGAGCAAAAAUGUUGCUUCAGAGAGUCUGGGCAUUGAGGGUCGAUUGGGAUGAAUCGCUUGCCACAGAUUUACAUUUAGAAUGGAACCGAAUCUCCGAGAUCCAGACUAAAACUAGCUUUCGCAACUGGCGACAUGUUCCUACCAACGACAAUCCCGCGGAUCUAAUCUCGCGAGGACAUACACCUGAGGAAUUUCUUCGCCCGACCAUUUGGCAGCACGGUCCUGAAUGGCUCCAGCAGUCUGAAGAUCACUGGCCGACAUGGACACUGAUACCGCAAACGGAAUUACUGGAACAAAAAAGAGUAACCUGUCUGUCCGCAAUUCCCGCCGAUUAUAGCUUGCUGCAAAGGCAUUCAUCUUGGCCUAAGUUGAUCAGGAUCAUCGCUUGUUGUCUCCGUUGGAAACAAAAGCAUAACCGAGCCACACCCAUAACUGCAAUCGAAUUAAACAUAGCCCACGACAAACUUAUAAAAUUAUUGCAAGGCAUCUAUUUCUCUGCGGAAAUCCGUACGCUCCAGAGGGAUCGAAACGUGACAAUAAAGGGGAAGCUCACGCGACUUAACCCAUUCAUAGAUAAGAAAGGAAUAUUGCGGGUAGGUGGCCGACUUAGUCAUUCGUCUAUGACUUUCACUCAAAAACAUCCUAUAAUCUUGCCUAAGUCAUCUGUUACAGCACGCAUUAUCGAUCAUGAACACAACGUUAAUAUGCACUCAGGAAUACAGGCUACGUUGUACGCCGUACGACGAAGAUACUGGCCCAUCGACGGUCCAAGUCAAGUUUGGCAUACGAUCAAGAGCUGCGUCCGUUGCUGCUGCGCUCACCCACCUUUACCGGAGGCGCGAGUGACGGAAUCACGCUCAUUCACGAACGUCGGCGUCGACUAUUGCGGACCAUUCCAUGUUAAAGAAACGAGAGAUCGCGACCGCCGUCAGAUCAAAGCAUACGUUGCUAUCUUUGUAUGCUUAGCGGUUAAGGCGGUGCAUAUCGAGCUUGUCGGCGAUCUCAUGAGCGAGGCUUUCAUCGCCGCACUUCGGAGGGACAUCCCAUCCAAUCGGCUCUCCAGAUGGCAACAUCUCCAACAGCUUAAACAGCAUUUUUGGAACCGCUGGCAUAAAGAAUACUUGAACGAGUUGAGCAACCGCACCAAAUGGAGCAAGGGUGGGCACAGCAUCCAGGAAGGCGCAAUUGUCAUCCUCAGAGAGGACAACGUGCCCCCUAUGCAGUGGCCUCUGGGACGAGUGGUCAAGGCCCAUCCAGGCGCCGACGGUGUCAUCCGAACAGCUACAGUUCAAACGACGAAGAGCAUCUUGGAUCGGAGCGUCAAAAGGCUUGUCCCACUGCCCAUUCAACUUGAUUUCGAUACUGCCGAACAACCAGCAGUCGAAACGAAAUAA